AUGCCGACUGCGCCUGUGCCCACAUCCGCGUGUCACGAGCCCGACGCGCACCUGUCCGCGACCAGCAACCUGCACCCAUUCGCGUGUGCCGACCAACUCCGCCGAAACCCGCCAUUAGGCGGGGCGGGCAUAUCCCCUCACAAGCCGCCGCCGCAUGUCGCGAAUCACCCUAGAUUCAGACUCGUCAAGUCCAAAUCCACGGAGCCACGUGACUGUCGGAGCCCGGCGCGGAGGAGCUUGGAGUCGGCACCGGAGCACGACAUGUCAGUAGACAUCCCAUCCUUCGUGCUCGAUUCGUACUGGAAGAACAGUCGGCCAAUUCAUAAAAGUAAAGUGAAAUUAGGGAUGGAGAAUGGAGAAUUGGAGAGGAGGAUUGGAAAUUAG
Molecule: messenger RNA, 384 nt
Organism: Striga asiatica
Lineage: Eukaryota; Viridiplantae; Streptophyta; Magnoliopsida; Lamiales; Orobanchaceae
Source: the annotation of a GenBank genome assembly